GCAUUUGAUAUUAAGAGGAAAAUUACAAGACUAGAGAUAUGGCCACAAAAACCCAACAUUUUGGUCCCUCAUCAACAUUCAUCACUCUAUUUUUAGUGUUACUCCUCCACAUUCAUUAUGCAAAAAGUGAUCUCAAGUUAAAUUACUACUCAGAGAGUUGCCCAAGAGCUGAAGAAAUCAUAAAAGAACAAGUCAACAAGUUGUACCACAAGCAUGGGAAUACUGCCGUUUCUUGGAUCAGAAAUCUAUUUCAUGAUUGCAUGGUUAAGUCAUGUGAUGCAUCAAUACUGUUGGACAAAACAAAGGAACAAACAUCAGAGAAGACAUCUCAAAGAAACUUUGGGAUGAGAAAUUUCAAGUAUAUUGAAACUAUCAAAGAGGCUCUUGAGAAUGAAUGUCCCAAUAUUGUUUCUUGUGCUGAUAUUGUUGCUCUUUCUGCUAGGGAUGGUAUUGUUAUGUUAGGAGGGCCACAAAUUGAAAUUAAAACAGGCAGAUGGGACAGCAAAGAUAGCUACUUAGCAGAAGUUGAGAGUUUCCUUCCAAAUCACAAUGAUUCAAUGUCUUUAGUUCUUUCUCGAUUCAAUUCUGUUGGUGUCGAUACUCAAGGAACUGUUGCUCUACUUGGGGCGCACACGGUCGGACGAGUUCAUUGUGUAAACAUAGUACACAGACUCUACCCGACGGUUGACCCGACUCUUGACCCGGACUUUGCAAACUACCUCAAAACCCGAUGCCCAUCACCACAACCCGACCCGAAAGCAGUUGAAUAUGCUAGAAAUGACCAUAUAAAUCCAAUGGUGUGGGAUAAUUUGUAUUACAAAAACAUUAUGAGCAACAAAGGGUUAUUAAUUGUGGACCAACAAUUAGUGUCUGAUCCAACAACUUAUCCAUUUGUGGAGAAAUUUGCUGCUAAUAAUUCUUAUUUUAAUGAUCAAUUUGCUAAAUCUUUGAUUAUUUUGUCGGAAAAUAAUCCACUAAGUGGUGAUCAAGGGGAGAUUAGGAAAGUCUGUCGUCAUGUCAACAAGUGAUUAAUUAGUGUUUUAGUUAAUUAAAAGUACUUUUAUUUGUCUUGUUGGUAUGUCAACAACACUAGUAAAAUUAAUCAAGUGUACCAAAAAUGUGCCUACGUUGUAAUGUAUGUGCACAUAAUUGCUAA
Molecule: messenger RNA, 1156 nt
Organism: Solanum tuberosum (potato)
Lineage: Eukaryota; Viridiplantae; Streptophyta; Magnoliopsida; Solanales; Solanaceae
Product: peroxidase 21-like
Exons: 5
Coding region: 39-1028 (329 amino acids)
Biological process (GO): response to oxidative stress; hydrogen peroxide catabolic process
Molecular function (GO): peroxidase activity; heme binding
Source: RefSeq, a predicted model, not a curated record